This is a messenger RNA of Ceratosolen solmsi marchali, 957 nucleotides long. RefSeq lists its product as uncharacterized. Bases 130 to 957 code for a protein of 275 amino acids. The record is from RefSeq and is a predicted model, not a curated record. NCBI's taxonomy places the organism in Eukaryota, Metazoa, Arthropoda, Insecta, Hymenoptera, Agaonidae. The transcript has 5 exons.
CCCGUCCCGCGCCUAUCGUCGCCAUAUAGCAUGCCGCUGACGCCCGUCGUCGCGCUCCUCGAGAAGACGAUCGCAGUCCCGCCUGCCCGUCGCUCGGUACUCUAGGGACUCGCCGCCAACUGCCUCGAGAUGCUCCCAAUGAGUGCCGACCUUUGCUCCUCGACCUGCGAGCAGCAGCAGCAGCAGCAGCAGCAGCAGCAGCUUCAGCCGCGGGAGCAAAGUUGCAAUGCAGCUGAUUUGUGCAAAGAGAGCGAGAGGAUCUGCACUGAAAGUGAGACUUUUUGCAUUCUUGGUCAGUUCGAGAAACUGUACAAGAAUCGCCUCGCCGAGGUUGAGGCCGGUGGUGCUGAUGCCACGAGCGCCCAGAUUACCGAGUUGAAAUUGAAAAUCAUGACAGACUGGGUCGAGGAUUUGGGAGAACAAAAUAAAAUGCUAAUAAGAACUGUCCACGAGCUUGAACAGGCAGCUAUUUCUAGAGUAAAAUUGUUAGAAAAUAAAUUACAAGAAACUUCAACUUUAAUAUCACAGAAUAUGUCACAUUCAGAUAAAUCAGAAGAGGAUCUUAAUGCUCUAUCUCAUCGAACUAGUAAGCUGUUACACGAUCAAAAUGACAUGCAAGAGAAGAUCGAUUAUUUACAAAAUGAUGUCAGAAAUUUACUUAAACUCAUCAAACGCGGUCGCGAAGAAAAUAAUUGGAAUUUGGAUGGAAUGAAAUUUUGUUCGAUACAGCCUUCGGAUAUUCCAGCACCAAUGAACUGUUCGUGUUGCCAGUUGGACGAUCCAGCUGCAGCUAGUUUAAUCGACGUGUCUACGCAACAAAUCGAUGAAUACGAAAGGUUAUUGGCUUUAAAAGACAACGAAAUUAGGAAACUUAAAACAAUAAUCAAUGAGAAAUGUAUUGAAACAGUUAAUAGAACGGUAAGAAGAAUUAUCCUUAUUAAUUAUCCUUAUUGUUGA